AUGGAGAACACCGUCUUCUUCUUCGCGGAGCUGGAGCUGCUGCAGUACGGGCUGGUGCAGUCCAAGCCCUCCAUGGUGGCCGUCGCUGCUGUCUACACCGCCAGGCUCACCCUCAAGAAGACCCCUUUGUGGACCGACACUCUGAAGCACCACACUGGCUUUACUGAAGCACAGCUGAUGGACGCUGCCAAGAUCCUGGUGGCCUCCCACUCCACCGGACCUGACAGCAAGCUGAAGGUUGUCUACAAGAAGUACUCGAGCAUGUUUUCAUGCAUAUAUUUUGCCUAA
Molecule: messenger RNA, 288 nt
Organism: Triticum dicoccoides
Lineage: Eukaryota; Viridiplantae; Streptophyta; Magnoliopsida; Poales; Poaceae
Product: cyclin-B1-1-like
Exons: 3
Source: RefSeq, a predicted model, not a curated record